Lodderomyces beijingensis is the source of this 1017-nucleotide messenger RNA. NCBI's taxonomy places the organism in Eukaryota, Fungi, Ascomycota, Pichiomycetes, Serinales, Debaryomycetaceae. The record is from the annotation of a GenBank genome assembly.
AUGACCUCAGUAUCAUCGUCGUUGAAAGUAGAACAGUACGCCUACUUGAAUCCCAGCAGAGACAGACGAAUAGCUAUUAUCACCGGUGGUAACAGCGGAGUGGGAUUUUACACAGUAUUACACCUAUAUUUGCACGGGUAUGUCGUAUAUAUUGCCGGAAGAUCGAAAUCUCGGUUCGUCAAGCUGUGCAAGGAGAUCAACGAAAAGGCGCAUCGAAUCAGACUCAAGUACAAGAGCGAAGAAGAAUCCAAGCAAAGGCAUUUGGGCGAAUUGCACUAUUUGGAACUCGACUUGACCAAUUUGCAAUCGAUAUUACGAGCUGUCGACAUUUUCAAGUCUCGCGAAUCAUACUUGCAUCUACUCAUCAACAACGCGGGAGUAAUGGCGUUGCCAUAUACGUUAACCCAGGAUAAUUUCGAAAUCCAGCUUCAAACAAACUUCAUUUCUCCCUUUUUAUUAACCCUCAAGCUAUUACCAAUCUUGGAACGCACCGGUGACAAGUUUUCUCAAAUUGAACGACCACGCAUCAUAUACCUAAGUUCCAUUGGACACCAAUUUGCAUUGAGCAAUUUCAACCUCUCAAAAUCAAUGAAUUAUAAACCCGAUUUCAUCUUCACCUGGCUCCGGUACGGCGUGGCCAAGACCGCCGGGAUCCAUUUCAUGAAAAUGCUCAGCUUGCGCAACCCCAAGGUCUUGUGUCUCUGCAUCCACCCGGGGUUCGUGAUGAACACCAACAUCUUCAGCUACUGGACCAACUUGCCCAUUGUCGGGAUUUUAUUCUGGUGUUUUUUCCAGAUCUUUGCUUGGUUCUUUGGCGUCACCACUGAACAGGGCGCCACUGAAGUCUUGACGAGCUCGCUUAAUUCGAACUUAACGGUGGAAAAAAAUAAUGGCAAGUAUUACGGACCACGUGGCAAGGAGAUUGAGCCGUCUAAGAUUGCUAAUAAUAUGGAUUACGCUGCUAGGACCUGGAUUUGGACAAUUCAUGAAUUGGCGGAAAGAGGUAUUACUAUAUGA